CUACUCGAACUGCUCGUUGCUUUUCCUGCAUCCUCAUCCACUGCAUCCGCCACCACCAUGGCUCCCUCAAAGACCCCAAAGUUCAAAGUGGCAGCGGCCCACGCCGCGCCUGUCUUCAUGGACAAGGCUGCCAGCACUAAGAAAGUCAUCCGUCUGAUCGAGCAGGCCGCUGUCGACGAUAUCAAGCUCCUAGUUUUCCCCGAGACGUUCAUUCCCGGAUAUCCGUACUGGAUAGAGUGCUACCCGCCCUUGAAGCAAGUCGGGGCCCUUGUCAAGUACGCUGAGGAGAGCGUCGUCGUCGAGCCGAACGGGGAGGACGUGAGCGGUAUCCAGGACGCCUGCCGCCGCACUGGUGUGGCAAUUAGUCUGGGCGUGUCGGAGCGAAUUGCGGGAGGCCACACGCUGUUCAAUUCGCAGGUCAUCAUCGAAUCCAAUGGCAGCAUCCUGGGCGUCCACCGCAAGCUGCAGCCCACCUAUUGCGAGCGUUAUGUCUGGGCUCAAGGAGAUGGCAGCACACUGAAGAAUUGGCCACUCUCGCUGGGCUACAACCUCGGCGGCCUGGCGUGCUGGGAGCACACAAUGAAUGGCGCUCGACAAGCUCUCAUUCAACAGAACCAGCACAUCCAUGCCGGUGCGUGGCCUGCGCUGUCGACCAUGGCAGGAUUCGAGGCUGUGGCCGACGCACAGAUUGAAGCUCUGAUGAAAACGCAUGCACUCACCGCUCAGGUCUUCUGUAUUACUGCGUCAAAUUACGUUGACGACACCUGCCUGGAUUGGAUGAAGGAGAACCUGGGCGAGCAGGAUCUUGUCAAAGCUGGUGGAGGAUGGUCGGCCGUGCUCCAUCCUUUCUGUGCCUUCAUUGCGGGCCCGCAUACGGGAGCGGAGGAGAAGCUGAUCCAGGGGGAGAUUGAUCUCUCGCAAUUGGGUGGAGUUAAGGUCUGGGUUGAUGCCGCGGGACACUAUCAGCGGCCCGAGAUCCUAAACUUCAACUUUGAUGCACGGCCGUUGUGGGCAGAUGAGAAAAUCGACAAGUUUAGUUUGAAAGGCGCCAACACAAAGAUUACCAAGGAAGAAACGGAGGGGAAACCAGAGUGAGGGAGCAUCACGUGUAUCUCACGUGAUCCAUGCCACACUGAGAUCCUGGAAAGUUUUUUCUCUUUCACUACAUCAAUAACGAAACAAUGAAACGCAUUCUCGGCUUCUGCAUCAGAUUUCUGCAGGCAAGCGCAAUUCUUCUCGAAAUCGCGAUGAUAUCCGAAAUUUGAACACGACGCACACCAUACGGGCUCACAGAUCAUCCUUCUAUGCAUCAAAGCAUGACUUCUCCACUCUCCUAAACCCUUUCUAGUUAUCGAGCAGCGCCUAAGCGUGAUGCAAUCGCAAUGCAAGAUUGUCAUUCUGUGGAACGAAUCUCCGCAUCCCUUGCUUCCAGGCAGCAAC
Molecule: messenger RNA, 1440 nt
Organism: Mytilinidion resinicola
Lineage: Eukaryota; Fungi; Ascomycota; Dothideomycetes; Mytilinidiales; Mytilinidiaceae
Product: carbon-nitrogen hydrolase
Exons: 2
Coding region: 58-1095 (345 amino acids)
Molecular function (GO): catalytic activity
Source: RefSeq, a predicted model, not a curated record